GUGUCAAACGUCAAGGAAGAGAAGAGAGUGUGAAAAAAAUGGCAAAGGCGUCGAUGUGAACGUCGGCUUUUAACGUGUUAUUAUUAUUUUAACUCAGCCAUGAACUCAAUCACCGACAGUCUGAUAAGUUGGCUUCAGACGUUCAACGUUUCUGCCCCGCACAAGACCGUCGAUCAGCUGUCCGAUGGAGUUGCGCUCGCCCAAGUAUUGCACAAAAUUGACCCAGACUUCUUCGACUCAUCCUGGCUGACGAAGGUCAAAACCGACGUGGGAAGCAACUGGCGACUCAAAUUCAGCAACCUGAAGAAGAUUCUCAAAUCGAUUAUCGACUAUUACAAUGAGGUACUGUUCCAGCAAAUCACAGAGUUUCGCUUUCCUGACGUCGGUGCCAUCGCGGAGCGGGGAAGCCGAGACGAAAUGGGACGCCUCCUACAACUGAUCCUCGGGUGUGCCGUAAACUGCUCCAGGAAACAGGAAUAUAUUCAAGUCAUUAUGGGUCUCGAGGAGGCUGUCCAGCAUGUUGUGAUGAAAGCUAUUCAGGAGCUUAUAACGAAGGAAAGCCCCAGCAGCUACACUGGUGACAACUUCGAGCUCAAUGAGCAGUUGAAGAAGGCCCUGGAUGAACUGCACACAACUGCGCAGGCUAAAGAGCAGAUCACGCAACGGUGCCACGAGUUGGACUUGCAGGUUACGAUGCUUCAAGACGAGAAGGUGAGCCUGAUGCAGGAAAACGAGAAGCUGAUGGAGAAGCUCAACCAUGUUGAAAACUUGGAGGAUCCCAGCACACCAGCGGGAAGGCGAUAUCAGCAAUCCCAGCAACGGAUAGAUGCACUGCAGGCUGAAGUCUUCAAGCUGGAAACUGCGAAAGAUGAACUACGAAUCAAGGUGGAAUUUCAAGAGAAGGAGAUUCUGAACCUUCAGGAAAAGAAUGAAGAGUUGCACAAAAUGUUGAAUGAAGCUCAGAAUUUGAAAGAUGAACUGGACGUCUUGAGGCACACAUCAGACAAAGUGGAGCACUAUGAAGCUGCAAUCGAAACCUACAAAAAGAAGUUGGAGGACAUGAGUGACCUCAAAAGGCAGCUCAAGUUACUGGAGGAAAAGAAUACCUCGUACAUGCAGACCAACAUCGAGCUUGAGGAGGAUGUGAAAAAAAUGGCAGCAUUCAAGUCGCAGGCAGACCUGUACAAGAAGCAGACGCAGGAGCUGCGGCUUCAGUUGGCCGAUGAGACGCGGAAGGCCAAUCGUGCCGAAUUUGAGGCCAAGAAGCUUCAUGAGAAGUUGGCUUCACUGCAGACCGAGAAGGAGCGACUUGUUGCUGAACGAGACUCCUUGAAAGAAGGCCUGGAAGAUCUGCGCUGCUCUCAACUCCAAAAAGAGAGCUCCCACGUGCAGAGCGGUGCCAAGGUCGUUGGAGCGAUCUCCGACUCUGACAUGCUCGAGACAGUUCCGCCCGAAAUCAAGGAGAAACUCAUCAGGCUUCAGCAUGAAAACAAAAUGCUGAAGUUGGAAUGGAGCUCGAGUGAGGGCCAGCAAGUGACCUUGCUGAAGACCAUGCUUGAAGAUGCACAGUCACGCCAGAACGACCUGGAAACGGAAGUCAGACUUCUGAGCCAGCGCAACCUGGAGCUGGAGAGCCAGUUGGAGGACAGCCGGGAGGCAGCGUCAGCGCACGAGGGGGCCGAGGCACGACAGCAGCUAGCCCUGGCACAGCGCCGCUGCAAGGAGCUGGAGGGCCAGCUACGCGAGCGUGAGGCCAGCCUCGAGGCCAUGGCGACACGUCUAGCCGAGUCCUGCGAGAGCCAGUCCGAGUUGACGGAGCAGCUUGAGAAGAAAGCGGAAGAGACGAGGGUCAUGGAAGAGCGAUAUCAGAAGUACCUUGAAAAGGCCAAGAACGUGAUCCGCACGCUGGACACACGAUCGCCGUCAAGCGCCGAGGUGGUUGCACUGCGUAACCAGCUUCAGGACAAGGCCAAGCACAUUAGCCAGCUGCAACAGGAGCUGGAGAUGUUCAAGGCACAGUGGGAGAAGGAGGAGCGACUCAUCAGCACGGCCUUCUACAACUUCGGAGCAAAGUCGCAGCAGAGGUCAGCCGAGGAACGCAUCGUCCAACUGACUGGUGGCCAGUCUUUCCUGGCAAGGCAACGUCAGGCCACUUCUAAGCGCCACAAUUUGCCUGGCGUUCAAACAAGUGAAUUCUUUGAGUGAGAAUGUCAUCAGCCUGUGUGUCUUCGACAUAGCCGGACAGACAGAGGGGAAAAAAAAAAAAAAAGAGCAUGAGCACUCUUCUCAAUCGACACACCAUAGCGACCGCAAGUGCUCGGUCCCCCACCCGUCCCUCGCCUUCUGCUCGGCAUGAUGACCUGCAGCUCGAAGACUACAUACCUACAUCAUCGCGCAGCUUCUUAGUUCCCUACCCCAUCCUUCUUUUUAUUUCCACUACACCAUUUUGUUGCUGUACCGCCGCUGCUUCUCUGUACGCGGUGUGUGUUUGCAUGUACCAACAUUCCAUUGCCUUGACUAGCGACCUGUGCCUGUAGUCGUUGACAGCCUAAGAAUGCAGCGGCAGAUACAUAGCUGCAAUUCGAAGGUAAUUUUUGUAGAGGUGCCACCAGCUAACUACCAUAUUUGCUCGAUUGUAACGUGAACUUGUUUUCUGGGAAAUUAACUAAAAUAUGAUAUGAAAGUUGGAAUCAAGAUGAAAACGAAAGCUGCUGUAGGUAGUGGCCAAAUACCAGCUCCCACUUUUGAAGGCCGAACAUUGUGGUACUGCGGUUGCCAGAAGCCCGUGCAAGCGCCAGAAGUUCGUCAUAAUUGGAGGCCCUGGAUGGUGCCACCAAGUGAUGCCUGGUCCUGUGUGUCUGAAAUGCAACACAUUUUUAUUUUUCCGAGGGAGAGCAAAUCACUAUUCCUCUUUCACCAUAAAAAUGUGGUGAGAGAACGAUCAGGUGUGUUGCAUUUUCUUUUAAGUAUGAAAAUCAAAGUGCACAUUAUAAUUGAGGGUGUGUUACAGUCGAGUAAAUACAGUAGAUUAGCUCAUUUCCAUAAUGGCACAGGGAAGGUGAAUUUUCUUUUAAAUACUUUACAUAUCUCUGAGAAUGUUUCAGAGCAUAUUAGAGCAUAGAGGAAUGCUGAUGUUUGAUUUUAUGCUUGAGUUUGUGGAGCUUCUUCUAAACUCUUAAGUUAAAAAGAGUAUGUUGUGAUGGGUUUGGGAAUGUUCUACUGUGUUGGCACUGUGUUGGCAGCCUUGUCACAGCUGUUGACACGGGACAUGUCGCGUUACCUGUGUCCUUGUUGUCACCUGCACAGCCCGCCUUACUACACGAGGCUUACCUCCAACAGCCUUGUUCCCAGCAACGUUUGCGGAUUUAAAAUAUUCACUACCUUAGGACGUUUGUGCCACACAUUGUGUGACACAGCAGCAGUUGGUCUAUGCAAAGGGCACUUGUUGAGCCAUCAGUUAUGUGCACGCACUAAAUUGCCUUCCUAACAUUCAACCCUCACUACUGUGCAAAGCAUUUCACUGGGCAGAAGCAGCCUCUACAACUUUGUGUGUGUCUUUUCAUGCGGCCACAGUGGCUACCCAUCUGACAUUUCCAGAGCAUGUAAAUAUGACCCCAGCCUUUUUAAUUUUCCUAGUUCAGUCUUGCUGUUUAGUCAAGCAGUGGUAAAACCACUAUGGGGUGAAAGUACUUUUGUGUUGGCUGUACCCCUAAUUUCGCGAGGUAAUCUUUUUCUGCCUGGAGCUCAGGCUGUCAUUGCAAAUGCCCAUAAUGUGUUUGAACCUGUUCAGCCAUUGAAGGCCUUGUCUUUUUAUAAGAGUGGAAAAUUGCUCACUUGCAAAGGAUUUCACUCGUAGUACUCGAAUCUCUCACAUCCACAACAAAAUAGUCCAGGUGCUGUCUUUCUUUAGUUGUGCAAUAAUAUAUGGCACAGCAGUGGGUAAACAAAACAAGCCCCACCCUGGUGCAAACCUUUCUAAAAAACAUCGCCCACAUUGUCCCCUUGUUUUCCCUGUUGGUCUCCAUAUUCUUGAGACUCCACUGUUAAAUUGUACAGGUUUUUACAGUAUCUUUGGUGAUGUAACUAUUUUAAGUGAGGCAUUGCUUUUAAAAUAUGAUCAGUUCUUACUGUACUGCAUCUCGCUAACUGCAUGCAUUACAGUGAAAGCUACAGGUCACGUCAGCCAACUAGAAUAGAGAAGCAGGACUUUAUUCCUCUCUUUUAUCUUUGAACUUAACUUUAUGCCAUGAGCAAGUUAGCCCAGCGUCUUUGUUAAACCAGUACUCCUCUACUGUCCAUGCAACGUUUCAUGAAAGGAUCAUUGGCCCCAAUGGGCAAGGCCUCCUUCUCUUCUCAUAACAACAGCUGCCCACAUAGCCAAUUGGCUGACACGAGCCUUAGCCUUUGCUUCAUUGCGUAGAGUUGGCGAGAGGGCACACAGCAUCUUUCUGCGUGUCCAGGCAACACAUUUGCCCGUUUGCGCAUCUAAGCAGUCUCGGGUCAUCCGAGAAGCUGCUCAGAAUAUUGUCAGUCUAUAUUCGCUGAAGGCCGAAUCAUUGCUUUUAUGUAUACAAUCUUUAGUGUUUUUAAGAAUAGUGAACUGAGGUAGUUGAUCUUGAUUAAUGCUUAAAAAUAUGGCGCAUAAACAGGCAGACAUAGUGAAGAGCACUCAUGUUGCGUUAUGUUGCCCAUGUCUUCCUCCGUUUUAUGCGCAGAAUUCAUCUACAUUGGUGUUCUUGUAUUAGAAACCGCAGACGAGGUUUCAGCAACCACUGCCAGUGUUUUUUGUACUUUUGAGAUGCAGUGUUUUCUCUACCAAAGUGCAAUUGAAUGAAUGAUGUGUCGCUGCAGUCGUAAGGAUUUCUUUCACGUUAGGCUUUAAUUUUGCCUGUACUUUGUGCCUCACAAUGCCCUUCUCUGUUUAAGCGACUGGUCUUAUUCUAGACAUAAUAGAAUGGCUUUGCAGUGGUGAAAAGUGCUUAUGCGUAUCUGUACAUAUUUACAUUGCAUUUGAGAUGUUUAGCUUCUGAAUGGGGUGAUUUGCCCGGUUAUUGUGUAUGCAAUAUUUAUGGAGAGAAAUAAAAGUUUUCUAAAGCUGCU
Messenger RNA from Dermacentor andersoni, 5100 nucleotides. RefSeq names its product protein Hook homolog 3-like. Gene Ontology annotation, molecular function: microtubule binding; dynein light intermediate chain binding. The record is from RefSeq and is a predicted model, not a curated record. Lineage: Eukaryota; Metazoa; Arthropoda; Arachnida; Ixodida; Ixodidae. Gene Ontology annotation, biological process: cytoskeleton-dependent intracellular transport; cytoplasmic microtubule organization. Gene Ontology annotation, cellular component: cytoplasm; centrosome.